Molecule: messenger RNA, 1834 nt
Organism: Cladocopium goreaui
Lineage: Eukaryota; Dinophyceae; Suessiales; Symbiodiniaceae
Source: the annotation of a GenBank genome assembly
AUGCAGCUGUUCCCCCGGUGCUCCUUGGAUCCGUGCCCGGCUCGCUGGUCUCUCUGUGGUUGCAAAGUACAGCCGCGCCAGAGGUGGUCCAUGUAUAGUGCUGGCAAGGGCUAUGGCUCCAAGGGUAGCUCCAAGGGUGGAUCCGGAAAAUCCAAAGGUGGAUCCAAGGGACCCAAGGGAUCCAAGGGAUCCAAGGGGUCAGAUGGUGCAGAUGAGUCGGAUAUCUUGGUGAUCGGUGCUGGCUGUACUGGUGCCCUUGUUGCGGCCCUGUUGCCACUGGAGGCACAGCGACGUGGCGUGCCGAAGCCGCGGGUGUCGGUGUGGGAGUGGGGUCGGGGACCGGCUGGGCGCAUGACCAGUUUCUGGAGCGAAAGGGAUGGUGCUCGUGUGGUGGCAGAUGUUGGUGCUCAGGUGAUUUCGUUGCAGGACCCCAGCAGAUUGCCACCAUGGAUGCAGGAUGAAGUAAUGGUUGCCGAGAAUUUGUCUGACACCAGCGAGCGACGGAAAGAUUGGUAUCACUUCUAUGCCGUUGGAGGCUUGCCCAGCCUGCAGAGGGCAUCAUUGACACAGGCGGAUGUGAUGGAACUGCACUUCAACCGUCGGGUAAUGAACCUGCGCUAUGAAGGCCGUUGGUGGGCCAGCUAUUCAGAGAGGGGCACGCCCAGGUCCGCCCAGUGGCAGGACUUUGGGCUCCUGAUCUUCGCAGGCACGGCCCAAGAUGCUCUGAAUCUCUCCGGCCUUCGCGACAACUUGGCGCCGCAACAGUUGCAGGCCAUGCGAGGGGUUCGAUACGACCACCGGCUCGCUUUGGCCUUGAUCUUCAGGGCACACCUGGCAUCGCGCUUGGAGAAGCUAUGCCAAGGACGGGCUGAGUUGGUGGUAGAGGAUUCGCCCAUCCAUUUGAUUGCGCGGCAAGAUGUGAAGGGCAGAAGCCACGACAAUGCCGUGGCGCUGGUCUUGCAUAGCACUCCAGCUUUCGCGGCAUCAAACCUGCAAGUUGCCAAACAAUACAAUCGUCCGCCGAAAGAGCCUGGAAAGGCCGCACUGAUUUCGAGCCUGGCCGAGUUGCUGCAGAUGAAGGUACCUGAGCUGGAAAAGGAGGUUCUGGACAGCAAAGUGGUGCAUUGGCGACAGUGCCAAGUCCAAAAACCCUUGCAAGACCUCGGCUCCGCCAUGUUGGUGGAUCCCAUGUUGAUCUUGGCCGGGGACUAUUUGGCCCAGGAUGCAGCAGGCUCCUUCCAGGGAUGCUUGGACUCGGCGGAGGCGGCUGCUACGAUGGCAUGUGAUUUGCUGUAUGGCCCCAGCGAGAAACCAGCUGUGCGCCGCUGGGGCAAGCAACAAGCCACCAAGGAAGAGGCUGAUGGGCCAGCAGUAUCUGGUAAGCGCUGGAGGGCCAAGGGAUGACCAUGACUUCACAGAUCCUGGAUCUUUGGCCUCGAGGGCUGAUGAUCGCAGAUCGAGGACGGCACCGGAGCCUAUGUUGACUUCACGGGAAGAUGCUUUCUGGCAAAGGACACCAUGUAGAUUCGCGUUUUCGGAGCGCUCGAGUGUUGAGAUCGGAAGCGGAAGCUUCGGAGAUUUCCGAAGGGCGCCUUGCCUGCGAAGUGGUUUGACAAGAUCUCACUCUGCUAUAGUGCCCCAAAGUCAGCUGGUGAUGCUCCCAAGUUUUCCAAUUCAACGACUUGUUUGCUGCAAGCAGCUGCAAAAAUUCUUGGCCACGAUUCGUAGAUGCUAUACUUUCCUUACAUGGACGUGCCAUGCGCAAUUUCGUUUAGGCAGUGAUACAAUCCCAGGGACUUGACGUCCAGCGGCGGUUAAAAAAGGAGGAUUUUCG